This is a messenger RNA of Fundulus heteroclitus (mummichog), 1331 nucleotides long. RefSeq names its product 28S ribosomal protein S22, mitochondrial. The record is from RefSeq and is a predicted model, not a curated record. Gene Ontology annotation, cellular component: mitochondrial small ribosomal subunit. NCBI's taxonomy places the organism in Eukaryota, Metazoa, Chordata, Actinopteri, Cyprinodontiformes, Fundulidae. Gene Ontology annotation, molecular function: structural constituent of ribosome. Bases 32 to 1048 code for a protein of 338 amino acids. The transcript is spliced from 8 exons.
GCGGCGCUCCACUGAUGAGGUCAUAACAAAGAUGGCGGCGCUGGGCACGGCGCGUUGCUUGUUCCGCAGCUUUUCUCGGGUUAAAGAUGUGCAGAGGGGCAAGAAAACGUUGCUGAGAUGCGGCGUGCGGACGUUCUGCAGUGAAACAACGUCCGCAGACGAUGCCAAGCCCCGGUUCACAGAUCCAGCUGUGCAGGACAUCCUCGGCAGGAUAACAGGCCUGGACCUGCAGAAAGUCUUCCGUCCCAUUAAACAAGAACUGAAGCCGCCCACCUAUAAGCUUAUGACCGAUGAGCAGCUGCAGCAGGCUGUAGAACUCGCCAAGGAGGAAGCAAGGAAGCAGCUGCAGAUGCCCCCCGUCCUUCCGGAGAGGAAGCCCAUCGACGACGUGCUGGUCGUGGAUAAGAUCCUGGAUGGCAUGGACACGGCCAAAUACGUUUUCACUGACAUCACCUACAACAUCCCACACAGGGAGAGGUUCAUAGUUGUGCGGGAGCCCGAUGGCACUCUUAGGAAGGCGAACUGGGAGGAGAGGGAUCGUCUUGUUCAGGUCUACUUCCCCAGGCAGGGCCGGAAGCUAACGCCGCAUCUCCUCUUCAAAGAAGAGAACCUCAAGACGGUGUUUUCCCAGGACCGUCAUGAGGAUGUGUUAGACCUGUGUCUGGUCCAGUUUGAUCCCGAUUCUUCAGACUACAUAAGAGUGCAUGAGGCCACAUACGAGGACCUGGAAAAAAACGGCAAAUACGAUCUCCUGCGAUCCACCAGACACUUUGGAGGCAUGGCUUGGUACCUGCUCAACACUCGUAGAGUGGAUGGGCUUAUAGUGGACAUGCUGAGGAGAGAGCUGCUACAAGAUGCUAUCAGCCUUGUGUCUCUGUUCCACAUGGUCCAUCCUCACAGCCAGUCAGCUCAGGAAGCUGCCAGCCAACAGGCCUCUGGCACCGACCUCCUGAAGAUCUAUGCUCAGAACGAGUCCCAGAAGUCCGGCUACAUCGAGCUGGCUCUGCAGGCAUACGAAGAGAAAGGUGCUGAAGGCUCAGCUGCCUAAAAUUCCAAGAACCAAACAACCGAAACCUUUGUUUAGCAAAGAAUAUCACCUAGAGGCAGAGUUCAAGUUGUGUUUCAUUUGAAACAUGACUGCUGCGGUUCUGUCCCUGCCUGGGUCCAAGAUGCAUCUUCACCCAAAGGAAAACUUCACACUCAAAAACUCGAUCUGAAGAAUCGUCUUCAAAGCCUUGCUUCAUGUGGAGAGACUUUGUUUGUAUUUCAUUAAGCUCUCUGAAAUUAAACUGAUGUACAUAGUAAAAUAAAAUCUGUCUGUGAGCCUUAAA